CCUGUCUCAGGUAAAGAAGAAUUUGCCAAAGAAUUCAAGAGAACCAAGAGUCAUAUCAUAAUGAUCAUCGCCAAUGAAAGGCAGGGAAAAAAAAGGACGAUCCGAACAAGCCUUGAAACGGGUCCCCAGUCCGGCAUGGAUGAUGUCAUACUUAAAUUACACGCUGAUACCUCGGGAAUACUGGGAUUACCACCCAUUCUCUCGGUCUACAUCACGAUAUUACCUGUCUCAUACUCAAUACAUCACCGCAUCUCUUUCUUCUCCUCUUCUUCUCUUCUUCUCUUCUUCAUCUUCACUUCUCUCUCUCUGUCUUCUUCUUCUCUCUCUCUCUGUGGUUUUCUUGUCCCUCUAUUUUCUUCAAUCUUUUUUGUCUUUCUAUCUCUCUCUUCGUGUUUCUCUCUUUUCUCUCCUACUGUUGUACUCUACCAGUCUGAUCACCCAAAUUGCCUCUCGUCUCCACUCCGUUUCUUCCGAUCUCUAGACUGGUCUCGCCACUCUCUUCCAUCUCUUAGUCUCCUGAUCGGCUCGUCGUUCCGUCCUCUAAUUCUAUCGUCACAUUUAUCUCUCUCUCUUUCAAUUCGAUCAAUUUUUAAAUACCUUAUCUCAUUACACGUCAAUUCGCAUGCACGGGUUAGAAGACAUGCCCUCCCCCCCCUCUCGAUGGUGGUUACUCGUCCAGGCCGU
Aspergillus candidus is the source of this 684-nucleotide messenger RNA. RefSeq lists its product as uncharacterized. Lineage: Eukaryota; Fungi; Ascomycota; Eurotiomycetes; Eurotiales; Aspergillaceae. The transcript has a single exon. The coding region runs from base 74 to 481 and encodes 135 amino acids. The record is from RefSeq and is a predicted model, not a curated record.